Molecule: messenger RNA, 6832 nt
Organism: Sciurus carolinensis (gray squirrel)
Lineage: Eukaryota; Metazoa; Chordata; Mammalia; Rodentia; Sciuridae
Gene: Kif14
Product: kinesin family member 14
Biological process (GO): microtubule-based movement; regulation of protein localization
Cellular component (GO): adherens junction
Molecular function (GO): microtubule motor activity; cell adhesion molecule binding; ATP binding
Source: RefSeq, a predicted model, not a curated record
UUUGUCAGAAGUGAUUUGAAGACAGUAUCUCAGCUGGAGGCUGUGAUUUAUUCUAAUGUUUACCUCUGAGAAUUUACUUUGAAAAUUGGAGAUUCCCUCUAUUUUAAAGCUUGUUUGUAGUUUAUGCAAUCUAAAUAUUUUUUUUUAUUUAUGUUUAGCAGAUAUUUUUGGAAAAUGAUAUAGAAAAUGACUGGAAAUCAAAUGAGCAUCCAAAGAAGAGCUUAGGUUCUUAACAUUCUUUUAAAAAUAACCUGCUUCCAAAAUGUCAGUACACACUGCUCAUAAUAGAAAUCACAGUGAUGUCCUUGAAAUUCCUUCUUUUUCUAAGAGUUCAUCACGGAGUGCCCUCACCCACAGGCACUUGCAUUUGAAAUCAGAUAUGUCAGAAUGUGAAAAUGAUGAUCCAUUGUUGAGAUCUGCAAGUAAAAUCAGAGACAUAAAUAGCACUUAUGUUAUUUCUGCCUGUAAAAAAACAGGAGAUAUGCCCCUUACCCCUAAUCCUGUGGGUAGAUUGACACUUCAGAGAAGAGCCACAAGGAACAAAGAAUCAUCUUUACUUGGCUGUGAGUUGGGAGACACAACUGAAAAAAUAGCAAAUCUUACAUUACAGCGUCGUGCUAAAACAGAUUCUGUGGAAAAGUGGAAAACAACACAGAAUAGGGGAGAUGAAAGAGACAACAGUUGUGCUUCACUGGAAACUAGAACAAAUGUAAAGAUUGUAAAUAGUGACAAAAACUGUUUUGUUGAAUCUUCUGUACAUUUAGCUGAAGACUCAAAAGACAUUGAAGUGAUGGUUGAUGAGAAACGUAAAGAAACAUUUCUGUUUAGUGGAGCAAAUGAAAAUGUUGCACAUAAGUACUCAAGGAAUAGAGGACCCAUUGGUUCCCAGGGUCUGACUGAAGUUGUUAGAUCAGGAUACUUGGCAGUGAAACCUAUUCAGAACAAGUCGGAUAUCAAAGUGUCAGGAACAGGAAACUUGUAUCAUAGAAAUAUUGGGAAGGACCCUGCAAAAGAUUCAAAUAAGUUUGGAAGCUUUGAAAAAAGAACCCCUGUGAAAUGUAUAACAGAAAACAAAUUGACACCAAAGCACAGCACACCUCAGCUUAAAAGCCCAGCUACAUCAAUACUGAAAAAUAGGAUGCACAGCCUUCAAGUUAAGCCAAGUCCAAAAAUCUCUCUUUUUGGAAAUAAAAGGGAAAAGUCACAAGAAAAUACACUCCCUCCUGAAGAAGAAACUGUAGUUCAGAACACCACUGCAGACAUAGAUGCCCUGAAAGUGGAGAAUAGUCAAGUGACAGUGGCAGUACGUGUAAGGCCUUUCAGCAAAAGAGAGAAGAUUGAAAAAGCAUCUCAAGUGGUCUUCAUGAAUGGGGAGGAAAUAUCUGUGCAACAUCCAGACAUGAAACAAGUUUAUACUUUUAUUUACGAUGUUUCAUUCUGGUCUUUUGAUGAAUGUCAUCCUCAUUACGCCAACCAGAAGACAGUCUAUGAGACACUGGCGGAACCACUCCUACAGAGAGCCUUUGAAGGCUACAAUACCUGUCUCUUUGCUUAUGGUCAGACUGGCUCUGGAAAAUCAUAUACGAUGAUGGGAUUUAGUGAAGAACCAGGAAUAAUUCCAAGAUUUUGUGAAGAUCUUUUUGCUCACGUAGCCAAAAAACAGACCCAAGAGGUCAGCUAUCACCUUGAAAUGAGCUUCUUUGAAGUAUACAAUGAAAAAAUUCACGACCUUCUGGUUUGUAAAGGUGAAAAUGGGCAGAGGAAGCAAUCACUGAGAGUGAGGGAGCAUCCUGUUUCUGGACCAUAUGUUGAAGCACUGUCAAUGAAUGUUGUCAGUUCUUACUCUGAUAUCCAGAGUUGGCUAGAAUUAGGAAAUAAACAAAGAGCAACUGCUGCCACUGGUAUGAAUGAUAAAAGUUCCCGUUCUCAUUCAGUUUUUACCCUGGUGAUGACCCAGACCAAGACAGAAUUUGUGGAAGGGGAAGAACACGAUCACAGAAUAACGAGCCGCAUAAACCUGAUAGAUCUGGCAGGCAGUGAGCGCUGCUCUGCAGCCCACACUAGUGGAGAGCGACUGAAGGAAGGCGUGAGCAUUAACAAGUCCUUACUAACUUUGGGAAAGGUUAUAUCUGCACUAUCUGAACAAGCAAACCGAAAGAGGGUUUUUAUUCCUUAUCGUGAGUCUGUUCUUACAUGGCUGUUAAAGGAAAGUCUGGGUGGAAAUUCAAAAACUGCAAUGAUUGCCACGAUCAGUCCUGCUGCCAGUAACAUAGAAGAAACAUUAAGCACACUUAGAUAUGCUAACCAAGCCCGGAUGAUAGUCAACAUUGCCAAAGUAAAUGAAGAUGUGAAUGCUAAGUUAAUUAGAGAAUUGAAAGCAGAAAUUGAAAAGCUAAAAGCUGCUCAGAGAAACAGUCGGAACAUUGACCCUGAACGAUACAGGCUCUGUCGGCAAGAAAUAACAUCCUUAAGAAUGAAACUGCAUCAACAGGAGAGAGACAUGGCAGAAAUGCAAAGAGUAUGGAAGGAAAAGUUUAAACAAGCUGAAAAAAGAAAACUUGAAGAAACAAAGGAAUUACAGAAAGCUGGAAUUACAUUUCAAAUGGUCAACCACUUGCCAAACCUUGUUAAUCUCAAUGAAGAUCCACAACUAUCAGAGAUGCUACUGUAUAUGAUAAAAGAAGGAGUAACUACAGUUGGAAAGUAUAAAGCAGACUCAAGCCAUGAUAUUCAGUUAUCUGGGGUGUUGAUUGCUGAUGAUCAUUGUACUAUCAAAAAUUUUGGAGGGACAGUGAGUCUUAUCCCAGUUGGGGAAGCAAAAACAUAUGUAAAUGGAAAAAAUAUUUUGGAACCUACAGUAUUACAUCAUGGUGAUCGGGUGAUUCUUGGUGGAGAUCAUUAUUUUAGAUUUAAUCAUCCUGUUGAAGUCCAGAAAGGGAAAAGACCAUCCAGUAGAGAUACUUUUAUAAGUGAGGGUCCAAAAGACUUUGAAUUUGCCAAAAAUGAGUUACUUAUGGGACAGAGAUCACAACUUGAAGCAGAAAUAAAAGAGGCACAUUUGAAGGCAAAGGAAGAAAUGAUGCAAGGAAUCCAAAUUGCAAAAGAAAUGGCUCAGCAAGAGCUUUCUUCUCAAAAAGCUGCAUAUGAAAGCAAAAUACAAGCCCUGGAAACAGAACUGAGAGAAGAGUCUCAAAGGAAGAAAAUGCAGGAAAUAAAUAACCAAAAGGCUAAUCAUAAAAUUGAGGAAUUAGAAAAGGCAAAGCAGCAUCUUGAACAGGAAGUAUAUGUCAACAAAAAGCGAUUAGAAAUGGAGACUUUGGCUACAAAGCAGGCUUUAGAAGACCACAGUAUCCGCCAUGCAAGAAUUCUGGAAGCUUUGGAAAAUGAAAAACAAAAAAUUGCUAAAGAAGUGCAAAUUCUACAGCAGAAUCGGAGCAAUAAGGAUAAAACUUUUACAAUUCAGCCAAAUUGGAGCACCAUGAAGCUUUCAAUGAUGAUUCAGGAAGCCAAUGCCAUCAGCAACAAAUUUAAAAAAUAUUAUGUUUUUGGCAGACAUGAUGCAUCAGAUAAAGGUAGUUGUGAAACUUCUAUUCGGGUUCGUAACCUACAACUUGGGAUCUCAACUUUCUGGAGUCUGGAAAAGUUUGAAUCUAAACUUGCAGCUAUGAAAGAACUUUAUGAAAGUAAUGGUAGUAACAGGGGUGAAGAUGUGUUUUGUGAUCCUGAAGAUGAAUGGGAACCUGACAUUACAAAUGCACCAGUCUCUUCAUUUUCUAGGAGGAGGAGCAGGAGUAUGAUGAAGAACAGAAGAAUUUCUGGUUGUUUACAUGACAUGCAAGUCCACCCAAUUCAGAAUUUGCAUUCCUCACAUACAUCAGGCUUAAUGGAGAAAUCAAGCACCAUUUGUUCAAAUUCGGCAGAAUCAUAUCUCCCGGGAAUUUGCAAAGAAUUGAUUGGCUCAUCAGUAGAUUUUCUUGGACAGAGUUAUGAUGAAGAAAAAACUAUAGCAGAUAGCCUGAUAAAUAAUUUUCUUAAAAUUUAUAAUGGGCUGUUUGCCAUUUCCAAAGCCCAUGAAGAACAAGAUGAAGAAAGUCAAGAUAACUUGUUCUCUUGUGAUCGAGCAGCCCAGUUGCUUAUUAUCCAAAUUGCUUGUGCUUUUGAGCAGCUUGUGGUUUUAAUCAAACACUGGCUGAGUGAUUUUCUACCUUGUACUGAUGUAGCAACACUUGAAGAUGAAUUGAGACAAGAAGUUAAAAAACUGGGAGGCUACUUACAGUUAUUUUUACAGGGAUGCUGUUCAGAUAUUUCAUCAAUGGUAAAAGAGGCUCAAAAUAAAGUGAUCCAAAUUAUACAACAAGCUGUUAAGUAUGUGGGACAGUUAGCCAUUCUGAAAGGGAACAAGCUGUAUUUUCUGGAAAAUGGUAACAAUAAGCCUGCCAGUAUCCAGGAGGAUUUCAUGGGUGCUAUUUGUGAUGGUGUAGGCUCAGGAAUGAAGAUUCUAUUAGAUUCUGGACUGGAAAAAGCAAAAGAAUUUAAGCAUGACCUCUUAAGGCAGUGUGUACAAAAUGAGGUUACUAAACAGAUGAAAGAUAGUGCCAUGGGAUUGAUCAACUCUCUUGAAAAUAUCUUUUCUGAAUGGAAAAAAAAAAGUUUCAGAACUCAAGUACAAGAAGACUCUGGAUACCAGAAUUCCAAGAAGAUGUCUAAUCUUGCCCCAGAAUUCUUGAAGUUAAAACAUUGCUUAGAGAAAACCAUUCAAGUUAUUAUUUCUGCACUGAGAGGAUGCCACACUGAUGUACAUCUUCUUAAGAAUUGUGUUGAAACUAUUUGUAACUUGACCAGUGAUGUUCACAAUGACUUCAAGGACCUCUCCACUUCCGUCGACAACUGUGAGAAGCAAAUACAAGCUAGUCACAGCAAACUAGAAUCUCUAGCUAAGUCACUUCUCUUAUGUUUUGAAUCUGAAGAAAGACCUGAUUUGUUGAGACCCCAGGAAUUUUGUAAUCAAGACACUAGAGAAGAAGAGGAGCAAUCCAAAUCAAGCAGGACCGACUACAGUAGGAAUAAAGGUGUACCAAAGUAUGUCUAUGAACUGCAGGACAAUAUGUCCCCGGCAGCGAGUUCACAGGGAUGCAUGCCCAGUAGGAUUCAGUGGGUGUGAGUGCCAGCACAUAGGCACUUGGUGAUCAUCCAUGAAAAAAAAGAAAACUUGGUAGGCAGUUUUCCUUAUGCAGGAGAAUAUGAAAAGAAAUCAGUGUAUUUAUUUCAAAGAAGUCCAGUCUGUUGAUGACCUUACACUGAGUGUGGACAAGAUAAGCAUUGUGGAAUCAUUUCAAAAUGCCAAAAUGUGCACUCAGAAUUUUCUCAGCUGACAAUUUUAAAUGGGUGUUUACUAUAUUGGAACAUUUAGCCAAGAGAAUGAAAUUAGGAAUUCAGGACCGAGUGAAUGGUUGUGUCUUUCAGUUUUUCAGUUGUCUUGAAUUUUAUGUUUAACACUGAUAUACCAUCUCUUGUGCUUUGUUAAUGUGUUUGUACAUGGUUAUUUUUUCAUAAAUGGUGGAAACAUGAAUAAUCAGUAUACCUUUGGGCCUGUGCAUUCUCUUCCCUGCAAAUAGCUAGGAUAAGAUUUAUGGUGAAAUUGCCAAUACAAAUUUAACCAGGCAGCUUAUUUGCAUUCUUAAAUCUAAAACUUUUCCAAAGAGUUAACUGGUUUCCCAUUUUUAAUAGUAUACAUGUUUGAGGCAUGAUUUCCUAUUUCUUUACAAAUUAUAAAUAUUACCUAAGUAUAUAGUAUAAUUACAUAUUAGUAAUAUGACUUACUGGCAUAAUAAUUUACUGUGUUAUCUGUUUCAAAAUGAGACUAUAUUAGAGUAAUUUAAUGAAAUGUUGUCAGAAUCCCAUUUGGGAGAUCAGAGACUGGUUCUUUUCUUGACAUUGCUUGCUUUGCUAAAGGUGUAAUGAAAGGGUUUGUGUAUGAUUUGAUGAAGAUUAAAGACCCUAAUUAUCAACUGGGUAUAACUUGUAAUCCCAGCCACUUGUGAGACUGAGGCAGGAAGAGCACAAGUUCCAGGCCAACCUUAGCAACUUAGCAAGACUGUGUCUCAGAAUUAGAAAAAUAAAAUGAAAAGGACUGGGGGUGUAGCUUAGUGGUAGAGCACCCCUGAGUUCAGUUCCCAGCAUCAUACACAAACACACACACACAAAAUCCUUAUUAUAUUUCAUAGCUUUAAAAAUCCUUUACCUAUGAUCAAGUAAUAAAGAUAAUAUUCUACUGGUAGAAUCUUCCAUUAUGGAAAUAAUCUGAUAGUUUUUACCUCAAAAAUGUGUGUGAUUUGAAAAGACACUUAGUAACUCUGCUUGAGUGACAUUAGCAUUUUCCUGAGAAUGAUUUUUUUCAGAUAGAUACCACCUGAUAUAACUAGUUGAAACUGACUGUCAGUUCCUUGAAUAGAUCUGAUGGUUUCCAUGUUAGGGAGAUUGCAAAUCGAUUCUGGUCAUGGUAAAUUCUGGUCAGCACUUUUACUGUCAAAUUUGACAGAGUAUACAUAUACAUAUAAGGAUUUUUCCUGAAGACUGUACUUCCUUUAAAAACUUCCUAAAGUAUCAGAAUGAUAAUUUUCAUCUUGAUGUUCAAUAUUUAAUCUUUAGUUUCUGCUUUCAAAACUCAUGAUUUCAUUGUCAGAAACAGUGUCUUUGUAAAAUAUUGUGUAUAUAUAUAUUUAUGCUAAAUAACUUGUUAUACUGUAUUUGACUGAAUGUUGAAAACAUAUGGGCUAUUAAAAUCAUAUGCUCUGAAAAGACAUAAAGAGAAUGCCUUUAAUAAAUCCUGUCA